GUUUUUGAGACGGCACCGGAUGUUGUCUGAAUGUCAAAGAUGGCGUUCCACAUGACACGGUGAAUUCUUAUUAAAAAUCAACGUAAAAGGCUAUACGUUCAUAUCUUUAAGGACAUAAGGCUUUACCUCGGUGAUAGUAGUCUUACUGGACGUGAACCUAGCUGAGGAGCAGAUGGCUUUGAGUGAAUUAAGUCGUAGUAUACGGAUGUUACGAUGUCGUCUGAUUGUGUCUACAAACCAGACAACUCGGUGUCUGAGUCAGGCGGCCUCUCAGCCGGAGCCGGAGCCCAGCGCAAAUGAAGCCGAAGCCGUGAACCCGACCUUUGUGAACAGAAACCCCCGGAACCUGGAGCAGAUGGCUCUGGCUGUGAAGGACCGGGGCUGGAAAACGACCUGGCCCCACCGGCAGUUCUACCACAGGUUGAUGUUUUCCCGUACCCAGAAUCAUGUGACAGCUGCAGUGUUCUCCAGCACCUCUCCUGUCCCGGUGCUUUCCUGUUCAACCAAAGAGUGGGCCAUAAAGAAGGAACUGCCUUCUACAAACUGUGUGGCAGCAUGUCAGGCUGUGGGGGAGGUGCUGGCACAUCGAUGCAAGCAGGCUGGUAUCACCAGGAUGGUGUACAGGGCGAUUCCCUGGACGUAUCGCUCUGAUGCUGUUCAGUCUUUCAGGGCAGCAAUGAAAGAAGGGGGAAUCAUCCUCAGUGAACCCAGAAGGAAAUACGUUGGCACCUGAAUUUAAGUGUCAUCACGUUUGUUUUGUAAAAAUAUCCUCUUGUAACCUUACUAUACCUGCACUGUUGUGAAUUACAGCUGUACUGAUUUUAAGAUGAUCAGCACUACGGUGAAUUACAAUUAUAAAGAGACUCAAGGUAA
Monopterus albus (swamp eel) is the source of this 873-nucleotide messenger RNA. It is a transcript of the gene mrpl18, whose product is annotated as mitochondrial ribosomal protein L18. The transcript has 4 exons. Lineage: Eukaryota; Metazoa; Chordata; Actinopteri; Synbranchiformes; Synbranchidae. The record is from RefSeq and is a predicted model, not a curated record. Bases 173 to 733 code for a protein of 186 amino acids. Gene Ontology annotation, cellular component: mitochondrion; ribosome. Gene Ontology annotation, biological process: translation. Gene Ontology annotation, molecular function: structural constituent of ribosome; 5S rRNA binding.